AUGCCGAUAAAUCACCUGGACCGUCCGAUCUUGAUCUCUCUCCUCUUCGUCUUGUUCCUUCUCGCGAUCUCUACCGUCUCUUCAUCAUCCGAAGGAAACCGUACUUCAAGAAACUUGCGUUACCAAACCCACCGAUUCUUCCCGAGGGUUCACCAUCCGUACUACGUGACUCCUCACCGCUCGUGCGACUCCUUCACUCGUCCUUACGCACGUUCUAUGUGCAUUGAGCUUCAAAGAAUCCACCGUAGCAGUCGGAAGCUCUCCCCUCCUCCGCCGGAGAUUGACCCAAGAUACGGCGUCGAUAAAAGACUCGUCCCUUCCGGUCCUAACCCGCUUCACAACUAA
Messenger RNA from Arabis nemorensis, 345 nucleotides. Lineage: Eukaryota; Viridiplantae; Streptophyta; Magnoliopsida; Brassicales; Brassicaceae. The record is from the annotation of a GenBank genome assembly.